CCAUUACGACCGUUCAAGAAAAUUACUCCGACUGACUCCAACUCCAAUAGACUCUUAUAAUGACCUAAAGGGAUAUAAAAUCAUUUCUGAAGAAAUGGAAAUAAUAGCAAACUUAAUCAGCACUACUGAUCAAAUAAUGAGUAAUUACGUUGUACCAUCAACACCGGCUUCUCGCUUGUUUUCAUUCAUGAAUCCACUGGCUUAUGACGUGUGGCUCUAUGUUUUGGCUGCAUAUUUCUUGGUAUCAUUUACAAUCUACGUCGUAGCAAAGUUCUCGCCAAUCGAGUAUCAUGACAAUUAUCCAUGCGAUAUAAGGAAUCCUGCCAUAACUAAUCAGUUUUCAUUAGCUAACAGUUUCUGGUUUACAAUCGGAACAUUAAUGCAGCAAGGCUCUGACAUAAAUCCAAAAUCGAUCUCAACUCGCAUUGUCAGCGCUAUAUGGUGGUUCUUCACGCUAAUUAUCAUUGCUUCGUACACAGCUAACUUGGCGGCUUUCUUGACAGUUGAACGCAUGAUUACGCCCAUUGAAAAUGCCGAGGACUUGGCUAGCCAAACAGAGAUAUCUUACGGUACCCUUGAAAGUGGCUCCACAAUGACAUUUUUUCGCGACUCAAUCAUUGAGACGUAUCGAAAAAUGUGGCGCAACAUGGAUAAUAAGAAAGCUACUGCUUUCACUUCCACUUACGAAGAGGGUAUAAGGCGUGUAAAUAAAGGUAAUUACGCGUUUCUCAUGGAAUCCACUAUGCUUGACUAUAUAGUGCAGCGAGAUUGUAAUUUGACACAGAUCGGAGGCCUCCUAGAUACCAAAGGUUAUGGUAUCGCUACACCAAAAGGAUCACCAUGGCGUGACAAAAUUUCCCUGUCUAUACUAAAACUUCAAGAGAAGGGAGAUAUACAGAUGUUGUACGACAAGUGGUGGAAAAACGCAGGAGAUACUUGUCAACGUAAAAACAAUAACAAACAAUCAAAGGCGAAUGCACUUGGUCUGGAUAACAUUGGUGGCGUGUUCGUUGUUCUACUCGUGGGUAUAGGCCUGGCAGCGUGCGUAGCGGUAUUCGAGUUCUGGUACCAUUUUAUGACGCUAAAUAAGCGAAACGUAUGCUGUGAAGAAGACCACCCCACUGUAGAUACAGAUACAGCAACCCUGGCUCCUAAUAGUUUCGACCUCACUAAUGACUCCGGCCGCGGCAAACUGAACGGAGAUUAUAUUGCUGGCAUGCAAUUUAUCCAACAACAACAAGAACAUAAUUUAAAACAUGCUGUAGCUUACCGUUGCACUGAAACACCUCCCCAACGUUCACUUUGCGGUGAAAUGCUUGAGGAAUUUCGUUAUGCUUUACGGUGCAUGGACUCCCAUCGGCGCCCAGCUCUAAAGCGUCGUUGUCCGACAUGCCAUUUGUUCAAAGAUGUUGAGAAGCAUACUGACGUGCAUAUGACGGUUUCAAGAGGUGCGCACUUCAGUAUUACUUGCAGCCCAACUAAUGAUUCAAAUAUAUACCCAAUUGGAAGACAGCACAUCACAGAUUCUCAGCUAUUGACUUCACCGAUAUCUUUCAAUCCAAAUCCAUGAAACCGAUGAAUAAUCAAAAAAUAUAAGCGAUAAUAAGAUACAAAAAAAAAAAUACAUAUAUGUGAUAGGAAUAACUCAUAUUCUUAAUAAUAAAUAAUUGUUUUGAU
This is a messenger RNA of Anastrepha obliqua, 1677 nucleotides long. RefSeq names its product glutamate receptor ionotropic, kainate 1-like. Gene Ontology annotation, cellular component: postsynaptic membrane; plasma membrane. NCBI's taxonomy places the organism in Eukaryota, Metazoa, Arthropoda, Insecta, Diptera, Tephritidae. The record is from RefSeq and is a predicted model, not a curated record. Gene Ontology annotation, molecular function: glutamate-gated receptor activity. Gene Ontology annotation, biological process: monoatomic ion transport. The transcript has 4 exons. The coding region runs from base 95 to 1570 and encodes 491 amino acids.